This is a messenger RNA of Mycena citricolor, 666 nucleotides long. The record is from the annotation of a GenBank genome assembly. Lineage: Eukaryota; Fungi; Basidiomycota; Agaricomycetes; Agaricales; Mycenaceae.
AUGAGCGGAAAGGUCGAGGUGGAUUCGGCCGGAAUAAUCGGUUACCAUGCGGGGGAGGGGGCCGAUCCUCGAAUGAAGCGACAUGCGUCUCAACGGGGAUAUCGGCUGACUUCGAUAUCCCGUCCGGUGAUUGCGGAAGAUUUCAACCGUUUCGAUUUGAUCGUCGGUAUGGACGAUCGGAACAUCCGGGACCUGCGCCGCAAGGCUCCGGCGGAUGGCCGGGCCGAGAUCCGGAAAAUGACCGAUUUCUGCACCCGUUUCGACGAAACGGAGGUUCCGGAUCCCUAUUACGGCGGGGCGGCAGGGUUCGAGCGGGUGCUCGAUCUGUUGGAAGACGCCUGCGACGGAUUGUUCCGCUAUGUGAGCCGGCAGGCGGAGACGGAACGCCAGAGUAGCUCGUCGAUCAUCGGGCGCAGCAGUUUCUCGGUCGCUGCGGGAGAAGCGGCCGUCCCUUUUUCGUCGAAAGUCUCCCCGGCCGAAAUCACCGUGCACAGCAUCGGUACGACCAACGCCCGAGUUUCAGCAGCAAAGCCUGGAGUUGCUGUACCGCGCGAUUCCCGGCACUUUGCCCGAGGUGACCGAAACGACCGCCACCGGUUGCGGCGCCACUCCUGCAGGUACAGGUCGAUGACGUUUUUCAGCGCGGCUGAGAAGGAGGCGUUGUAG